UAAAUAAAAAUAGUCAAUACAUUUUCUGAACUCGUAACGGUGGGGAAGGCGUUGUCGAAAUUGCGUUUUGUCAUUGAAGUCCUGUUUGUCUGUCCAAGCUUCCGUACUUUUCGUAAAGAAGGGCUAUUUUGGCCGCAAAAGGAUCGAAAGGGAAGAAAAUGUGCAUACAGCAACUAACACUUAACCGGCGUCGUGGUAUACUUUGAAACAGUUAAGACUAUGACUGAAAGCGUAUACAGCUAUUCUAAAAUAGUUGUCAACGUGCUAUAAAUUCAGUGGUCUCGUGUCGCUGAACACGACAGACAUGCUGCGAUGGAUUCUCGGCGGCCGAGAAGCGCCAGGCGCAGUGGAGAAAAGCCCAGUGAUGGUCAUUGGAGAGGAGCAGCCCAAAAAUGUUUUCACCGAGUUGCAGGUGCUCAAGGGCCACUAUGACAUCGUCCGCUUUCUGGUGCAGAUCGAUGACCUGAGGUUUGCAUCUGGUGGAGAUGAUGGGCUGGUACUGGUUUGGAAUAUCCAGACAGGGGAGUGUCUUCAGGAGCUCAGAGGCCACACCCAGCAGAUCACUGCUGUGGCAGUGUACAGCGGCCCUACUGACGGCACCCACGUCCACCUCCUCACAGCAUCCUCGGAUCGGGCGCUCAGCAUGUGGGACCCUGAUACUGGAAAUCGGGUAAAAACGGUCUCCGAUUUGCUGUCUUCUGCAAAGUGCCUGUUAGUACUACAUCACCUCGAUUUGUGGAUCUCUGGGGGGAACGAGAUGUGCAUGUGGGACAGGAACUUCAGCCUUCUUUGGAGGACAGAUCACCAUAGCGAUGCAGGAAUAUCUGCUAUGAUUGAGUUGCCGAAGAACUGCAUAGCUGCUGCUGUAGACAAAGAAAUAGUAAUUUACAGAUUGAACAUCGCAUCAUCUGAAGAGGACACUACUGUGUCUGAAAUCUGCAGACUGACAGAUCACCAGGACAGCAUACGUGCUCUCAUCAGUGUUAGUGAUCAACUGUUUGUCAGUGGCUCUCACGUCGGAGAACUGAUAGUGUGGGACUCCCUGAACUGGAGCGUCCAAGCCUCUGAGCGGAUCCUGUGGGGUGAGCCACGUCCAGCUCCUCAAGCAGAAAUCAAGCUGGGGGCCCAGAAGCAGAGCGAGAUGUCCGUCCGGCACCUAGCCUCUGAUGGGGAGCUCAUUGUUGCUGCUGUCGGAAGUGGCCUGUAUGUCUACAACGUGAUGAGGAAGAGCGUGGUCGCCUACAGAAAAACAGCGCAUGACUCCAAUGUUCUGCAUACUUUACUCCUACCAGACGGCCAGCUCAUGUCCUGCUCUGAGGACGGUAGUGUAAGGAUGUGGGAACUCCAGGACCUGCCUCUACCAGCAGAACCAGCCAGUGCAGGUUUCUUUGGCAUGUGGACUUUUGGGCGCUCCAGCAAACAGACCAACCAGACCAUGAAAAAGGCCCAGGAGAUCCUGGGCCUUCGGAUGCUGGAGUUGACAGGUGAUCUCAUCGGUCACUCUGGGGCCGUACAGAUGUUCAUCAGCAUGGGAGAGCGGGGGCUGGUGACAUGCUCCACAGACCACCUGGUCAUUGCAUGGAAGAACGGGAAGAGGGAGUCACAGCUGCGGAGUUUUGAUCUGUUCUGCAAGCUGGAGCAGAAUGGAGGCCUGUGAGCUCCAGCUGUGGGCCUUGUCACACCCAGAGGUACUGAUCUCAUCCACAGCGUUACUUUUUAGCCUUAUUUAUCAUUAAACCAUAUUAUAAUUUUACUGUCCAUCAUUCUUUUGCAAUGUAGUACCUACACAGAAGUGCUUGAGUGUUGAUUGCAUAUUUUCUUGUUUUAUAAUAUGCCUGUUUGAUAACUGAAAGAACACAACUCAUAAAAAGUACCAAACUCAUAUGUUUCCAGAGUGCUCAAAUGGCAGUUAAUUUGAAAUUUUAUUGCACUAUUACAGAUGUUUCUGUCAGCGGUAAAAAGCACAUUUUAAUACAUGAAUGUGUGCUUAUUGUUACAAAUGCCAGUUACAACUUGUUCCUAAUGUGCUGCUGCAAAAUAAAUGAAUUCUUUGGAGAUUGCACUGUUGCUUGAUAACCACAGUACUACAAAUUUUGUUUUGUGUUGCGCAAAUUUAAAAGAAAUUUUAAUCCAAAAAUUACACAUCUGAUCAAAACAAUGUCUCAAACAGUCACACAAUCAGGUUGGCUGAAUAUGUGAUGAUGCAGAACCAACAUAUGUAUACACUUUAUUUAACAACCGACAAUGUUACAAUAAAAUUAUUGAAAAAGACAGACAAGUUUGAAUUGCAUGUUGCCAUAAUUCUGUCAAUGAUAAACUUUUCUCUUUUUUUUAAAAAAUAGAGCAUAUAUAUACAGUUCUGCAUGGGAAUUUUUCAGUUGUACAGCUAGUAAACUAUACAAAAACAUAAAAUCAAAGUUGGCACAAUGUCUUUAUGCCACAGUGUGCCAUGGUAGAACUAUCUUUAACCCCCCCAACAGCCAUCUGCAAAAAGACCAUGCAGAUGUCACACUUGCUUCCGAUUUCUCCUCAGAAGAAGAUAAAAUGAGUUAGAAGGGAGUUUUAACUUAAAACUCUUAAAUGCACCAUCAUUCCUAGUUAUACAGUGGAGCACUGAUUCAUCAUUACUUUCAUCAUUGAAGUCAAUUAAGGAAGCAUCCAGAGCCGUACUGAAUAUGUCUUACAACUUGUACAUCUCUUCCGUGCGUAAUUUAAACUAAUUUAAAACUUCCACAGUUCCAUGGUGGCUGAAUCCCCAGGAAGUCAGCUUUUCCCACUCAGAGUGACUGAUAAGAUAGGUGCUUUGGCUCUUGAAGAACUGAAAAAUGACAGGGACUGGAAGCUGGUAUGAGUGAGACUGGGAUGGCUACGUUUACAAAAUGAGCAUUGGGGGAGGGACAAAGUCAGCAUUUCUGCUCACAGCUCUCCUGGCAUGUGAGAGACUUGCGCACUUCUCUUGAGCACUACGAGAACUCUGGCCGAGUGUUUUUGCCCUGGGCUGAUGGAGUGCUGUCAAAGAACAGACCACAUAUCAGCAGACAGACCGGAGGGAGGCAGAAUAGUACCAGAAAUGACACUUAAACUAAUUAACAAUAUCAUUAUUAUUCAAUAGUUUCUUGCACUUUGAAAGUCAGAAACUCUGAUUUGUUGUGUACCAUUAUAAAACAUUCAUGGUUCCAUGUUUACCAUGGUUGACUGUACAUACUCUGUGAUUGCCCUAGGCAGUGCUCCUAGGAAGAAUGUGGCAAAAGUCCUAAAAAAUCAGACAUCUGAACACAGUAAAGUGAUAACCCGAAAGUAGUUCAUAGAUCACAGUUCUAUUUUGUAGGAUAACCCUUGAAAAUAAAAUGACAACAAAGCCUGUGUAAAAUAUAGGCUUUUCCAGAAAUUAAGGCAUUUAUUUAGCCACUGUUCUGACUUACAUUACCGGACUAUUGAAAUGAAUACCAAGUCAUUCUUAAAAUGCCUAUGCAUACGGUAUAUGGA
Molecule: messenger RNA, 3486 nt
Organism: Scleropages formosus (Asian bonytongue)
Lineage: Eukaryota; Metazoa; Chordata; Actinopteri; Osteoglossiformes; Osteoglossidae
Gene: wdr41
Product: WD repeat domain 41
Exons: 14
Coding region: 305-1657 (450 amino acids)
Biological process (GO): regulation of autophagy
Cellular component (GO): lysosomal membrane
Molecular function (GO): protein binding
Source: RefSeq, a predicted model, not a curated record